Pundamilia nyererei is the source of this 1659-nucleotide messenger RNA. The record is from RefSeq and is a predicted model, not a curated record. NCBI's taxonomy places the organism in Eukaryota, Metazoa, Chordata, Actinopteri, Cichliformes, Cichlidae.
AUGUGUCACAUCCCAAUCUUCUGCUGGAUCACUGCUACAGUUCUAGAGAGCGUGAUAAAAACCAAACAGGCUGGAGGAAAGCUGCCCAAGACACUGACUGAGAUGUACAUUCACUUCCUGGUGGUUCAGACCAAACUGAAGAACAUCAAGCAUGAUGGAGGAGCUGAGACAGAUCCUCUCUGGAGUCCAAAGAGUAAGAAGAUGAUUGAAGCACUGGGGAAACUGGCUUUUGAGCAGCUGCAGAAGGGAAACCUGAUCUUCUAUGAAUCAGACCUGACAGAGUGUGGCAUUAAUGUCAGAGAAGCCUCAGUGUACUCAGGAGUGUUAACACAGAUUUUUAAAGAGGAGAAAGGGCUGUACCAAGAUAGGGUGUUCUGCUUCAUUCAUCUGAGCAUUCAGGAGUUUCUAGCUGCGCUUCAUGCCCAUCUGACAUUCACCAACUCUAAUGUCAACCUGCUGGAAGAGGAACAAACAGUCUCAGUGCAUGUUUCUGAAAGCCACUUCUACCAGAGUGCAGUGAACAAGGCCUUACAGAGUCCAAAUGGACACUUGGAUUUGUUUCUUCGCUUCCUCCUUGGUCUUUCAAUGCCAUCCAACCAGAAACUCCUACAAGGCCUACUGACACCAACAGGAAGCAGUUCACAAACAAAUCAGAAAAUAAUCCAGUACACCAAGAAUCAGAUCAACCAGAAUCCCUCUCCAGAGAAAAGCAUCAAUCUCUUCCACUGUUUAAAUGAAUUGAAUGAUGACUCUAUAGUGAAGGAGAUCCAACUUCUCAGUGCUACGUCCUCUACACUGAUAGAGCUAGACAUGAGUAACAACAAUUUGCAGGAUUUAGGAGUGAAGCGACUGUGUGCAGGACUCGGGAGUCCACAAUGUGCACUUCAAAUUCUCAGGCUGUCUGGCUGUCAGAUCACAGAGGAGGGCUGUGCUUCACUGGCUUCGGCUCUGAAGUCAAAUCCCUCACACCUGAGAGAGCUGGACCUGAGCUACAAUCAUCCAGGAGACUCAGGAAUAAAGCUGCUGUCUCCUCUACGGGAGGAUCCCUGCUGGAGACUGGACACCCUUAGAAUGGAUCCUCAUGGAGACCAGUGGAUGAAAACGGGUCUAAAGAAAUAUUUCUGUGGGCUGACAGUGGAUGUGAACACAGUCCACCGCAAUCUUAAACUGUCUGACAACAAUAGGAAGGUGGUGCACAUGAAAGAGGACCAGCUCUAUCCUGAUCAUCCUGACAGAUUUGAUAGUCCUCAGCUGAUGUGUACUAACAGUCUGACUGGUCGUUCUUACUGGGAAGUUGAACACAGUGGAGAGGUUCAUAUUGCCGUGACUUACAAAGAAAUAAAAAGGAAAGGAAACAGUGAUGACAACAGGUUUGGAAGGACUGAUGAAUCCUGGUCUCUGUACUGUGAUGAUACAGAUUAUUUCGCAAUGCACAAUUACACAUCAACAGCCAUCAGUGUUCCCUGCUCAUCUGCCCCUCACAAGGUUGCAGUAUAUGUGGACUGUGAUGCUGGCACUGUGUCCUUCUACAAGGUCUUCCCAGAUAUGCUGUACCACCUCUACACUUUCAACACCACAUUCACUGAAGCCAUUUACCCUGGGUUUAGAGUUAGGUUUCUUGACUCCCAUAUCUACAUCUGUCCUGACUCAGAAAACUGA